UCAAAGCCAACGGGCUCAAAGCAAAGAUACGAUGAUAAUUUACUUAAAUUAACCCAAUCCAUCCAUUAAAAGGUAUUAAAGGAACGAAAACGGACGCAAAAAACAAAAAAAAAAAAGAAACAAAACCGAGCGUGCAAACAGAAUGCCAGAAGUGAGAGACAAGUAAACGAGGCAAGAAGUGUAAAAGUCAAGUGAAAAAGAUGUCAAAGUAAAGCGAUAAGCAGACACGGGAUCUGGAUCUUUAGAUACGCUGCGCAUAGUAGUGAAGUGUUUGAAAACAAGAGCAACAGCAGCAACAAAAACAAUACACGUAUUAGCUAACAAACAAAAUAAUUCUACAAAAAAGUGGACGAACGGUAAAGGUUAACGGCGUCAAAGCAGAGGCAGAGUGCCGUUAACCGUUGUAGAGAGAAGGUUGCGCAGAGAGACAAGGUUGUAGAGGUGGUCGAACAGAGAGGCAAAGCUUGAAAGCGGAAGCUGAUGCUGACGCUGAUUGACAGCGCACAACCAGCGGAAGCAGUCAUAUGAUCCGCAAAAUGAAGGGAUUAAGUUUUUGUCAAAAAGCAAACAAGCGACGAAAAAACGUUGAAACCAACGACCAAACACCAAGAGGCAACACAGCAUUGCCAACACGCGCGGCUUGCACCAACCAUAACAACAACAAAGUGAACAAACUGAAAAUAUGCAAAACGACAACCAUAACACAAACACAUAACGUUAACGCCGAACACCAGCUGACAACGCCAUUAAUAUGUCGAAACAAUAACAAGAAAAACAGCUGCAACAGCGUAGGUAGCCAACGGCGCUACUGCAGCAACGGCAGCAACAAUUCAACAACACCACCGCCCACAUUCAACCAACACCACAACCACCAACACCAGCAUUGCCUCGCCCCGGGCCAGCUGACGUACAAAAUGCCAUUGCCACUGCUGUCGAUAUGCAAGACAACAACAACUACAACAGCCGUAGAUGUGUCCGCGGACCAGCAGCAACUACAACAACAACGGCAGCAGCAGCACGAGCAGCUGGAAAGAGUUCAAAAUUGUUGCCUUGCCCGUUGCAAAGAGCAACAACGUCAGCGAAAAGCAACAACAACAUACGCACCCACCAAACUCACCCAAACCCAUCGCCAACACCUAAGCCAACAACCAGCAACCACUCACGCAUUGUCUUGCUUCAGCAAAUCUUUGGAAACUUUGUCAUUGCGCGCACUGCUGUCUCGCCAUCAUCAGCUCUUCCAUUUCCAGCAACACCUACAACAGCUGCACCUCCACCUCCAUUUUCACUUUGGCAUCGCCGUCAUUGUGCUGGCCUCCAUUUUAAUGUAUUCAUGCCCAUGCGCGUCGGCCUUGCGUCUCACAAAUGGCGGCAAUACUAAAACUUUAUCCGCUAAUAAGGAGCAAUUAAAUAUUGGCCUAAUUGCACCGCACACAAAUUUUGGCAAACGUGAAUAUUUACGCGCCAUUAACACAGCCGUACAGGGUUUGGCGAAGACACGCGGUGCCAAGCUGACGUUCCUGAAAGACUAUUCAUUUGAACCGCGUAAUAUACAUUUUGAUAUGAUGUCGCUGACGCCGAGUCCGACAGCCAUAUUGAGUACACUCUGCAAAGAGUUCUUACAAGCGAAUGUCUCUGCCAUACUAUAUAUGAUGAAUAAUGAACAAUUCGGUCAUAGCACUGCCUCUGCUCAAUAUUUUCUACAACUGGCCGGCUAUCUUGGCAUACCGGUAAUCUCAUGGAAUGCCGACAACUCGGGCCUGGAGAGACGCGCCUCUCAAUCGACACUUCAACUUCAGUUAGCUCCAAGUAUAGAACAUCAAAGUGCUGCUAUGUUGAGCAUUCUAGAGCGUUACAAAUGGCAUCAAUUUUCGGUUGUCACCUCUCAGAUAGCUGGACACGAUGAUUUUGUACAGGCUGUAAGGGAGCGUGUCGCCGAAAUGCAAGACCAUUUCAAAUUCACGAUACUCAAUUCGAUUGUGGUAACGCGCACCAGCGACUUGAUGGAAUUAGUGAAUAGCGAGGCUAGAGUGAUGCUCCUCUAUGCCACACAAAGCGAAGCGGUUACUAUUCUUAGAGCUGCUGAAGAAAUGAAGUUAACUGGCGAAAAUUAUGUGUGGGUCGUCAGUCAAUCGGUUAUCGAGAAGAAGGAUGCACAAACACAAUUUCCCAUUGGUAUGUUGGGUGUACACUUCGACACAAGUAGUGCGGCGCUGAUGAACGAAAUAUCCAAUGCGAUUAAAAUUUAUGCGUUCGGCGUUGAAGCAUACCUCACAGAUCCGGCUAAUCGGGGGCGACGUCUCACAACACAAUCACUUUCAUGUGAGGAUGAGGGACGUGGACGUUGGGAUAACGGUGAAAUCUUCUUCCGUUAUUUGCGCAACGUAUCCAUAGAGGGUGAUCUGAAUAAACCCAAUAUAGAAUUCACUGCCGAUGGCGAUCUCAAAUCUGCUGAAUUGAAAAUCAUGAAUUUACGUCCUGGAGCAAACAAUAAGAAUCUCGUUUGGGAAGAGAUUGGCGUGUGGAAGUCAUGGGAGACGCAAAAGCUUGAUAUACGUGACAUUGCCUGGCCGGGUAACUCGCAUGCUCCACCACAGGGUGUACCCGAAAAAUUCCAUUUAAAGAUAACAUUCCUCGAAGAGGCACCCUAUAUCAAUCUCUCGCCCGCCGACCCAAUCAGUGGCAAAUGUCUAAUGGAUCGCGGCGUCCUUUGUCGGGUCGCGGCCGAUCACGAGAUGGCCGCUGACAUCGAUGUCGGGCAAGCGCAUCGCAAUGAAUCGUUCUAUCAGUGUUGUAGUGGCUUUUGCAUCGAUCUACUGGAAAAAUUUGCCGAAGAAUUGGGUUUCACAUACGAAUUGGUGCGGGUCGAAGAUGGUAAAUGGGGUACACUUGAGAAUGGUAAAUGGAAUGGGCUGAUUGCGGAUUUGGUAAAUCGUAAAACCGACAUGGUAUUGACAUCGCUGAUGAUCAAUACCGAACGCGAAGCUGUGGUGGACUUCAGUGAGCCAUUCAUGGAAACUGGUAUUGCGAUAGUAGUGGCUAAGCGUACGGGUAUUAUAUCACCAACAGCUUUUCUAGAACCAUUCGAUACCGCCUCUUGGAUGCUGGUCGGCAUUGUGGCGAUACAUGCUGCCACAUUUAUGAUCUUCCUUUUCGAAUGGCUUUCGCCAAGCGGUUACAAUAUGAAACUCUAUCUACAAAAUGCUAGUGUAACGCCAUACCGUUUCUCACUUUGCCGCACCUAUUGGCUAGUGUGGGCGGUACUCUUUCAGGCUGCUGUACAUGUGGACUCACCGCGCGGUUUCACCUCACGAUUCAUGACGAACGUGUGGGCUCUAUUCGCUGUGGUCUUCUUGGCCAUCUACACUGCUAACUUGGCUGCCUUCAUGAUAACGCGAGAGGAAUUUCAUGAAUUCAGCGGUCUGAACGACAGCCGUUUGGUACAUCCCUACUCGCACAAACCCUCAUUUAAGUUCGGUACAAUACCGUACAGUCAUACCGACUCGACUAUACACAAAUAUUUUAAGGAUAUGCAUCACUACAUGAGACAAUACAACAAAACUAGCGUCGCUGAAGGCGUAGCCGCCGUACUCAAUGGCAAUCUCGACUCGUUCAUCUAUGAUGGCACUGUGCUCGAUUAUUUGGUGGCACAAGAUGAGGACUGCCGUUUAAUGACCGUCGGCAGCUGGUAUGCCAUGACAGGCUAUGGUCUCGCCUUUAGUCGCAAUUCAAAAUACGUCCAAAUGUUCAACAAACGUCUAUUAGAAUUUCGCGCCAAUGGCGAUUUGGAGCGUCUACGUCGUUACUGGAUGACGGGCACAUGUCGUCCGGGCAAGCAAGAGCAUAAAUCCUCCGAUCCACUUGCGCUAGAACAGUUCUUAUCCGCUUUCCUACUACUUAUGGCUGGUAUUCUAUUUGCCGCAUUACUAUUGCUGCUCGAACACAUCUAUUUCAAGUAUGUACGAAAACGUUUAGCCAAAAAAGAUGGCUGUCAUUGUUGUGCACUGUUGUCACUGUCAAUGGGCAAAGCGUUGACAUUUCGCGGUGCAGUUUUUGAGGCAACAGAAAUACUGAAAAAGCAUCGCUGCAAUGAUCCCAUUUGUGAUACACAUCUGUGGAAAGUGAAGCAUGAAUUGGAUAUGUCACGUUUGCGUGUACGACAAUUGGAGAAAGCGUUGGAUCAGCAUGGCAUUAAGCCGCCGCAAUUGAGAUUGACGUCAUCUACGGAUAUGUUGAAUCAUCAUCAUCUGAAAGAAAGGCCACCGUUGUUAGGCAACUUGAGUUUAGCUGCGAGUGCACAAGAUUUAUACAGGUGGUCUUACAAAACGGAAAUUGCGGAAAUGGAGACGGUGCUGUAAGAGACCACACACCGCAACAAAUACCACCGCACGCCACCACAUGCCAACAACAUUGACACCACCAAUAUACAUACAUACAUGUAGGAACUGGGCGACCGCCAUCACCACACAAGACGCGCUGCCUGAAGAUGAGCCACCACGAAUUAAUGCUUCAAAGCGAAUGAGUGAUGCUGCCUGUCUGUCUUACUGCCUUGCUGACUUCUAGCCAAUAACUCCAAGGCUCGCGGAAGCAAUAGAUUUCAGUAGGAAAUGAGCACGAAUGCUAAUAACGGUGUGAUGUUUGAAUCCCACAUAAAAAGUGUUUAGGAAAUAUCAGGUGGCAAACAGCAAAGCGCAACGAACAGAAGGCAGUGAGGGGCGCUGCUAUUGAUGAAGCGAAAUCUUGCUCGUUUUGCAAGGACCCACAGCAAUAAGUUAACAAUGCCAGCAACAGUUGUAAAGAGUAAUGCACACACACUUGUAUAUACAUACAUCUAUUUGUGUGUAUA
Molecule: messenger RNA, 4843 nt
Organism: Bactrocera latifrons
Lineage: Eukaryota; Metazoa; Arthropoda; Insecta; Diptera; Tephritidae
Gene: Nmdar2
Product: glutamate receptor ionotropic, NMDA 2B
Exons: 10
Coding region: 525-4355 (1276 amino acids)
Biological process (GO): modulation of chemical synaptic transmission; synaptic transmission, glutamatergic; monoatomic ion transport
Cellular component (GO): plasma membrane; postsynaptic membrane
Molecular function (GO): NMDA glutamate receptor activity; transmitter-gated monoatomic ion channel activity involved in regulation of postsynaptic membrane potential
Source: RefSeq, a predicted model, not a curated record